GCAACUAGCUCCUCUAUACUCAUAUGUUUUUAAUUGUAAUUCAAUCAGUACAUAUUUUGAAGUAUUGUAUGUUCUAGAACAAGCUGGCAAAAUUGGCAUCUAUGGAAAAUGGUUGCAGUUUCUGUGCUGAAACAGACAACCGUGACACGGUACCUGUGCAAAAUAGUUCCUUCGAAGAACCGUCCGUUCCAAUACUGACGAUGGUAGAGAAACACUUUUGGUUCACGUCCGAAGAAUUGCAAACCUUCCACAUUUGUUGCCCAUGCCGGAACAAGCUACUGGAAUUCCAUCUAUUCUACAGUCAAGUUGAGAAACUCUAUGCUACGGAUUCUCAAUUGGACGACGGUCCAACUGAAAUUAAAUUCGCUUCGAGUGAGAAUGGAAGCGAUGAUGCCAACUCUGAAACCCACGAAAGCGUGAUUGAAGAGGAAGUACUUCUAGAAGACGAUUUCGACGGAGAUAACGAAAGCUGCAAGCUUGAAGAAAUUCAGCACGACAACGGACAAGAGCCGGACGAUGUUUUGGAAGAUUUGGAAGAUGAUGAAGCCAAGGAACCAACGAACGCAAGCCAACGCUUACUGCCGGUUACCGACGAGGACAUCCUCCUAUACUGCCAAAUGAAGUGUCACACCUGCAUGGAACAAUUCGACAGUUUCACCAUGCUCAAGGACCACUACCAGCUAGUUCACGGUGAAAAAGGUUACGCCUUUUGUUGCAACUGCCGGUUCGAGGAGCUGAAAGGACUUCGCGAGCACAUUCGAGUUCACAUGAAUCCGGCCAGUUUUCGAUGCGAACAAUGUCAGAAAAAUCUCGGUUCCAAGCGUAGUCUAACCCGGCACCAGUUGGCAGUUCAUCUAUCCGAUGAGGUCAAGCCUUUUCAGUGUGAAUCAUGCUCGAAAAAAUUCGCCAAACAGUACCAGCUGAACGCGCACAUGAUACAGCACAAGGAACGGAAAGAGUUUCAGUGUUCCAAGUGCCAGAAGCGGUUCGCCACCAAUGGGAAACUGCAGUUUCACAUCCGAAGUAUACACGACCGGGUAAACGAAAUGAUGUGCGAUAUCUGUUCCAAGAUGCUGAAGAGUAAGAGUGCCUUUCAGGUGCACCGUGCAGAGCACUUCAACACGACCAGGGUACAGUGUUCGACCUGCGAUAAGUGGAUGAAAAACGAAGAUACGUUGCGGAAGCACCUGAUUCGGCAUCAGGAGGAAUCGAUAGUGAUCAAGUGCGAAUUUUGCGGCAAGCAGUCGCCAAACUAUCACGCUCUCAAGAAGCAUGUCCGAGAUCAGCAUACGCUAGAACGGACACAUCAGUGUACGGUUUGCGAGAAGGCUUUCAAGCGAGCGUUGGCUUUAAAGGAACACAUGGCUAUUCACACCGGGCAAUUGCUGUAUUCAUGCGAUUACUGCGGAAAGGCUUUCAAUUCUUCAGCUAACCUGUGCUCGCACCGAAAGAAGAAACAUCCCGCCGAAUGGAAGGCGCAACAGAUGCAGAGAUCGCAGCCGAAGGUCGGCACUUAG
Ochlerotatus camptorhynchus is the source of this 1517-nucleotide messenger RNA. RefSeq names its product transcription factor grauzone-like. The record is from RefSeq and is a predicted model, not a curated record. The transcript has 2 exons. Bases 102 to 1517 code for a protein of 471 amino acids. NCBI's taxonomy places the organism in Eukaryota, Metazoa, Arthropoda, Insecta, Diptera, Culicidae.